UGGCGAUAACACAGUGCACACAGAACUAGGGCAGUCCUUGCUGAAAUUUGGGUGAAAGUCAUUACUCUAAAUUCCCAUAUCCUUUCGGAAAAGAUGCCGGUACAAACCAACAAGAUCUGCAUCACCAAUCUGCCAGCUUGCACCACUAUACAAACAUCCAAAAGAUCUUCAAGAAAUUUGGCACAAUCAGAAGAGUUUUCAGAGUCUGCGAAGAUGGCACUAAAACCUGUAGCGGGCGGGCGUACAUCGCUUACAGAAAGCACGAGGAAGCCAAAAUGGCCAAAGAUGCCAUGAACAAUAAGGAAUUUAAGGGCUCGACCAUUUCCAUUGCUAUUGCAUCUGAAGAGGAGUACAGUUUGGAGGUGCCCUCUGAUAUCAGCUUGAGUACUCACGAAAGUACUGUUACAGUCACAAAUGAGGACAGCCAAAGAGAAGCUUUUCAACCUGUUGCUGAAAAGUCUAGAAGUUCCUGGAAAAACCCCCGGUCUUCCAAUUCAAUGAGACCCAGAGGACCUCAAGGGUUCCCAGGUAUGAGACCACAAGGCUUCUUCAAUAGUCGCCAUCCACCCCCACACGAAAUGGACCAGAGUGUCUUUCAGCAGCAGCAGCAGCAGCGCCCUGGAAGCCUGGGGCCACCACGCAGCCCAUCUCACAGACACUCUUUCCCUCCUGGAGGACACCCUCCUGGACACUUUCAACCCCAACCCCAUCGGGCCCGAUUACCACCCAGUGACAAUUUCAAUCCUCAAAUGCAUCACUCUGGACAUCGCCCAAGGGAAUCCAACUUCAAUCCACAAAGUCCCUGGCUAGGACCUCCAGAUCCUCGAAAUCCUAAUCAAAUAUCACCAGGCGAUAGACCGCCUUCCUAUCCACCUGGUCAGAGUGGAUUCCCAUCUGAUUUCCAUCAUCGGAACCCAUCCAGCGAUCUUUCAGCCAACAUAUACAGUGCCCCAACAGCUCCUGAGAAGCCCUCUUUCAGUAAUGUAAUAGCUGGUCUACUCAAACAAAUCAACCCAAACAGAGCACCUCCUAGUCCUGGGACUCACCAGCAACCUCCAACGUUUCGUGACCCUGUUGGGAGAGUCCCGCCACCCUUCAAUGGUUCAACACAACCCCCUCACAGAGCACAUCCUGUUCCCAGAUCUCACCAGCCACCUCCAACGUUUCGUGACCCUGUUGGGAAAGUCCCGCCACCUUUCGGUGGUUCAACACAACUUCCUAACAGAGCACCUCCUAGUCCUGGGACUCGCCAACCACCGCCAAGGUUUCAUGGGCCUUCUCAGAGAGGCCCACCACCCUUUGGUGUUCCACCACAACCCAGUAACAUUGCACCUCAAACUCCUAGCACUCACCAGCAACAUCCAAUGUUUCAUGGACCUACUCAGAGAGUUCAACCACCCUAUGGUGUUCAGACACAACCCCCCAACAGAGCUCCUGGGACUCACCAGCAAUCUCAAAUCUUGCAUGACCCUAAUCAGAGACUCCAGGCACCCUAUGGUGUCCCAACGCAACCCUGUAACCAACCACCUCAAACUCUUAGCACUUACCAGCAACCUCCAACACAACCCUGUAACCAACCACCUCAAACUCUUAGCACUUACCAGCAACCUCCAACGUGUCAUGGCCCCACUCAAGGAGCUCAGCCUCCCCAUAGUGUUCCAGCAAACCUCUCUGCCGCUGAUCUGGUGUCACUCUUAGCCUCAGGAGGAAUAUUUUUAAGAAGCCCCUCAGAUCUCAACAACAUUCCGGGCACAAAUCCAUCUCAGCCACAGCUUCAGAAUCCUUCGUCAACAGCAAGACCUACUUAUACACAAGCCUCUGUACCUGUACACACAUCACCAGCCGGACCUCUACAAAGUCCACAAGCAUUGCCCGCAUUGCCCAGCCAGAAUCCCCCUGGGUACGAAGUGAUAAAACAGGUCGUCCGAGAGUACAUCAUCGACGAGAAGGGUAACGAGAUCGUUAGGGAGUACGAGCGCCCGCUGGACCAGCCGCCUCUCAGGGUACCCACUGGAGCUGUCUGGGGUGGGCAGUCAGCCGCAGAGAAGCCCGAGUCGAGAGCUGUCAAAGAGACUGGGAGUGCUUUGGACAAUGUGACCACUGGUAGCGUGAUACCAGCCAGGACGGACUACCGGGAUGCAGACAGCACGACGGAAUUCAAACAGAGCGAAGGAGCUCAGUCAAAAACAAAAGAAAAUGAAGAAGACGGGACAAGAGACAGAUCCAGAAGUAUUUCCAGAACCAGCUCUCAAAGUAGAUCUUCAAGUAGAUCUAGAAGUGGAUCAAGGAGUAAAGCUAGAAGCAGAUCCAAAAGUAAAUCUGGUCACAGAAAAAGGCGUCGCUCUAGAAGAUCAUCAAGUUCAGACAGCUCAAGAGAGGGCAGCAGACACAAACCAGCUUCCCACAAGAAGCUUCCCGUCGUCUGGGUCGUCGGCGAUUCAUACGUCUUGCGAGCGGUGGAAAGAGCCCAGGGAUCGACCCUCGGACUAGACGACAUCGUCGAUCUCCACUGGAAGGUGCUAUCGGAGAAACAAAUGCUCAAGAACUUCAAGUCGAUGAUGGACACCCUUCUGGGCGUGAGCAGCGAGCCACCGUCCAUGAUCGUCGUCCAUCUAGGGGCGUACGACUUCGCCGACGACCUAAAGGAUAACUUUGUCGGUAUUCUAAAAAACAUGACAUAUUUCGUGCACAACAAGAUGAACUGCAGGCUGGUGUGGUCGGAGAUGUUCCUGCAACUGGACAGUAGAGGGCAGCUGGUGUAUCCUCGGAGAAUCCGCUACAUCAACGAGAGGGCCUCGGAGAUCAUACAGCGUCUCGGCGAGGGGAAUCACUUUAUUUCGUACCCUCGGAUUCGUCCGUCGACGAAGCACAUUGAGAGAGACUGUUUAGAGCUGACGCCGAAAGGAACGGAUUAUUUCAUCCGGUCGUUGAGGAAGGCUAUCCGUUUAUUCAUGAAGGAGCCAGAGGUCUUGUGGUAUCCAAGGCCUAAGUGUCCCCACUCCCCUACCCUGACUGAGGGGGAGCCUCCUGCCAACAACCCUUGCCCCAUCCCCCAAAAAAGAGACAGAGAAAAUGCACAAAUGAAUGUUGAGGUUUAGCAAAGCCCUGCCAUUUCCAAUGCAUGACCCUCCCCCACCCAUGAUGAUAUCUUUACAUGCCAUUAGUUUGCCUCAUAGAUAAUUACACAGUAGGUGGGUUGACUGUGUUUUGUGCAGAUGCAUUCACCACAUAAUAUCGUACUUUUAGGCUGGCACAGUUUAUGUCUUUUUAAUAUUCAAAACCACAGUGAAUGAUAUU
Molecule: messenger RNA, 3297 nt
Organism: Asterias rubens (European starfish)
Lineage: Eukaryota; Metazoa; Echinodermata; Asteroidea; Forcipulatida; Asteriidae
Product: proline-rich protein 36-like
Exons: 8
Coding region: 276-3098 (940 amino acids)
Source: RefSeq, a predicted model, not a curated record